Molecule: messenger RNA, 2535 nt
Organism: Tachysurus vachellii
Lineage: Eukaryota; Metazoa; Chordata; Actinopteri; Siluriformes; Bagridae
Gene: ap1ar
Product: adaptor related protein complex 1 associated regulatory protein
Exons: 10
Coding region: 248-1141 (297 amino acids)
Biological process (GO): negative regulation of substrate adhesion-dependent cell spreading; regulation of Arp2/3 complex-mediated actin nucleation; negative regulation of cell motility
Molecular function (GO): AP-1 adaptor complex binding
Source: RefSeq, a predicted model, not a curated record
CUAAACAAUAGGUUAGCAGGCGCCAGUAGCUUCCCGCUUGUAGCUAACAUAGCAGCUGUAUGAAACAAGUUCUGGCAGCUAACCGGUGAAGUCGUUUCAUUUGUAAUCCGCAAUGUAUUACAAUGUGUUUUUCUCUUAACGCUGGUCAUGUUUCUGAGCAUCAGAUAGGGAGAUCUGUGUGGAAUGGAAAAGCAGGCUGAUAUCUGAUCUGCUCCCUGUCUGUGUCUCUGUACUCGGACACAAUGCCAUGGGGACCUGCUGGACUCAGUGCACUGAGAUAUUCAGGAGAGAAGCCACCAGGAUCCAGAGAGGAGGAGGAGGGUCUAAGUACUUUAGACGGGGCACAACUGGAGAACAUUAUACAAUAGAGUUUGAGAAUCUUGUGGAGAGCGAUGAGGGUGAGAGUUCCCAAAGUUGUGCCAGGCCCAUCAGUGAGGAGGAGAUUGGCCAUCUGAAGGAACAGCGCUAUACUGCUAUUGCCGAUAAGCAGACACUGAUUGAUGAGAAGCUGAAUGCAGAGUUAGUGGCACAAGAGGAGAAGUUAAGGCUAGAAGAGGAGGCUUUAGUCACAGCUCAGCGCGAGGCUGCCAGGCUCACAAAGGAGCGAAAGCUAAAGGAGCAGCAGCUUGCACAGAAGAGAUGCGAAGCAGAGGGCAUCAGCUCACACCGAAAACACAGGCCAUCAGGGGGAGAUUUUGAAACAUACCUGCAGAGUGUAAAGGCUCAGUCGGAGGCGUUCCGCAGUAGCAGACUGUCCUCUGAGACAAAUCUAGUGACUCCUAACACCGAGAGCAGCUGGGAUUUCACCUGCAGAACUCGCUCCACUAAUGACGAUGCCACCUCGCUUGACCUCGAGUGGGAGGAUGAGGAGGGUAUGAAUCGGACAGGUGCUGCAUGGGAGCGAUCCAAGACAGAGGAGGACAUCCUGCGUGCUGCACUCGGUCCCACUGGUAAAGCGCUGGGCAGUGGACCAACCUCUGCUUCGGAGGACUCCAACGCUCUGGAAUGGGAGAAUGACUUUGUCAGUGCACAUGCUGAAGACAGUAGUGAGCAAUUUGAUGAGGAGUUUGAGGGAUUUGUUAAUCCAGUUCUGGACACUCCAUCUGAGGCAGAGUCUAAUGCUGACCAGCAGGACAGAUAAUCCCAGGCGGGAGUCUAGAAGUUGUAUUGAGUUUAUCACUUCACAUUGACACAUUCUGUACAUUUUUAUUUAGCCUUACUUAAGAUUGGUGUUUAAAUCAAGUGCAAUUUUUUCAAUUCUGGGAUGUUGCAGAAAUGUUUUCAGGACGCUUGUGAGGCUAUCAUAUGUGUUUAUAAUUUAGUCAUCAUAAUCCACUCAACUUUUUCUUUUUUUUCACCUUUAUCUCUACAGAGCGAGAUCAUGACCGCAUCGGUAUACCAGGCCUACCUCAUUAAAAUCAAGCAGGGGGACAAUAAUGCUAGAUGCAAUUUUUUGUAGCUUGCUUAAGAAAACUGGUGCCUGAUCUAUCCCAGUCAUCCACUCAUCACCAAGCUGUCUAGAAAUGCAGGGGCAAAAAUUCUCCCUGUGUCCAGUGUCUCUGGUCAUCAGCACACAUGUUGAUCUACAUAUUUUGUAUUGCUAAAAAAAAUACAGGCUGCAAGUAUAUAGUGGCAACUUCGAAAAAAUGCCUCAAUACCCUGUUUGUGAAAAUGUAAUGCAUACACAAGUGCUUUUAAAGUUUGAUGUGUACACAGGCAACACCUUUUAGUUGCUUGAUUUGUCUUUAUACCAAAUUCUGAUUGAAAAAAAAAAAAAACCGAGUCCAUAAUUGAACUGUAGUUUAGACGUAUCAAUAAUAGUUGUUGCCAUAUCCUGCACAUUAUUGAAAUAAAACCUUUUCUUUAUUUUUAAAAUAUGUUUACAAGCCAGAAUGCACUAUAUUAGAUCACAAUUAACGAAAAGCAACUGCCAUCAACGUUUAGCAAGUCUUUACAAAAAAUGGGCUAUACGUGUAAGGUGAAAUGUGUAAUUGGGCCUCUGUAGUACUUCAAUUAAUCCAAUUUAUUAAUGAAUUGUGGUGAAAAAGAUUUCUGUUGUUUGGCUAAUGCUUAUGAAUAUUGACCAUUUUACCAUGUUUAAAAAUGAACAUAAUUUUAUCUUUAAACAGGUUUAAACUAUUUUGUGCCUAAUUCUGACAUUACCCAUGCUGCACCUUGGGUUAACAGUGUAUUUAGAGCUUUAAUUAUUAAAUUUUUAUUUUUUAAUGUAAGGUUUGGUGUAACUAUCUAAGCCUUCCCAUAGUUGUUUUUUUUUUUAAGUCAUUGCCACUGGUUUGUGUAAAUUGACACUGCUAUUAUAGUGUGUGGCAUUUAAAAACCGUUUAGUAGCAUUCCAAACAUUAACUCUUUAAAUGUGAAGAGCUCAUAGAAUUGCACAUUUUUGUUCAUCUACAAAAAGGAGCACAUUUUAUAUCUCUCUGCAAACCUCACUGAAUGUGAAAACACGAUAUACCUGUAGUUUGGGGAAUUCUGUCCAUCCAGUUGAAUGCUAAUAAAAACAAAUCGGAUCUGAAA